Messenger RNA from Striga asiatica, 1382 nucleotides. NCBI's taxonomy places the organism in Eukaryota, Viridiplantae, Streptophyta, Magnoliopsida, Lamiales, Orobanchaceae. The record is from the annotation of a GenBank genome assembly.
CAUACAUCCAGUUCUUACAAUUCGAAUCAACACUAUCACACUUUCAUAUAUCGUCACUGUAGGUACUUCACAGUCGCUCAAAAAUCGAUUUCCCUCCCGCGGGCAGCUCUGAACCUUGCACCUCGCUCAAAAAUCAAUCCCCUCCAAAAAAAUUGAGGAGGAGAACGAAAACUUAAAGCGAAGCUAAGGCAUUUGAAUCGUCGAGAAGGUAGCGAAAAUGGUGGCAUCGCAGGUUGUGAACACGUACCCUCUAUCGAGCUACACUUUCGGCACAAAAGAGCCGAAAAUGGAGAAAGACACCUCCGUGGCCGAUCGCCUCGCCCGCAUGAAAGUCAACUACAUGAAGGAAGGUAUGAGGACCAGUGUCGAGGCGAUUCUGUUGGUUCAAGAGCAUAAUCACCCCCAUAUUCUUCUUUUGCAAAUUGGAAAUACAUUCUGUAAACUCCCAGGCGGCAGGUUGAAGCCAGGCGAGAAUGAAGUCGAGGGUUUGAAAAGGAAACUAUCAAGCAAACUUGCUGCUAAUUCUCCAUCUCUUCAGCCAGACUGGCAGAUUGGCGAUUGUGUGGCGAUGUGGUGGAGACCGAAUUUUGAAACCAUCUUGUAUCCUUAUUCCCCUCCGCACAUAACAAAACCUAAGGAAUGCAAGAAGCUCUUCCUUGUUCACCUGUCCGAACGCGAGUAUUUUGCUGUCCCAAAGAACUUGAAGCUCCUCGCUGUGCCAUUGUUCGAACUAUAUGACAAUGUUCAGAGAUAUGGACCUGUUAUAUCUACCAUUCCUCAGCAGCUAUCGAGGUUUCAGUUUAACAUGAUCCAUCCUUAAUACUCAUCAGGGGCUAAAAACUGAAACCAAUCGAAAAAAAUGAAAGUGACUAAUUAUCUUGUGUCGUUGAAGUUUGCCGGGACUCGGAUUCUCGAGGAUGAGCAGUCGAACGAACUAUGCUUCUUAUCGUAAUAUUUCUCUCUUAAAGUGGAUGAGACCCUGGUUAAACGUGCCUUCUAUUUUUAAUAUUUGCUAAAACUACUGAUCAAUCCCGUUUGAAUUUGGGUGGAGUUUUUUCGGAAAAGGCUAAAUUGAAAGUACAAUGUUUGAGUUGCCAAGUUCCUUUUUUAAGUCGAUGAUCAUGUGUUUUUGUAUUGGAUUAUGUGCUGUGAUGUAACACAAUUAGAGCUGUUCUAGGCACAAAAGAUAUGGCUUCUGAUUUUCUCAUGUAACAAAAUUAGAAUUUGGCGUAGUUGCUGGUUUAUGCUCGUUCAUUAGUUAAAUGACCUAUAGCUUUCUUGAAAUUUCUGUAGUAUAAAUUAAAUGUUACGGCUUUGUUAAGAUGUGAGAAAAGAUUAGUAAAGAUUAGUUCUGUUUAUCUUUUUUUUUUUUAUUUCUUUUC